AAUCCCAGACCCUCCAGCCCGACUGGCUCUCCAAGCGGCAACAUCCAGGCAGAAGAGAGGAGGAGGCGGAAGAGGGAGUGGAAGAAGAGGAAGAGGAAGAAGGGGGAGCUGUGGGACCCCGCAAACGGCAGCACCCCGGCCGACGGGAGGAUGAGGCUUCAUGGUUGGUCAAUGCAACCCAGCACAAGUGGCAACAUCCUGGCCGGCACUCCUCCUGGCUUGGGUAUGCUGUCACCAAGCGGCAGCAUCCGGGCAGACGGCUUGUGGAUCCCAAGUUCCAGAGGAGCUGGGAAGAGGAGGAGGAGGAAGAAGAGAGAGAGGAAGAGCUGGUGCCUGAGAAACGCCAGCAUCCGGGCAAGAGGGCCCUGGGAGGCCCGUGUGGGCCUCAAGGAACCUGUGGUCUAGCCAGCCUCCUGCUCAGGCCUCCUGCUGGGGCUCCUGAGAAAAAGCGGCAGCAUCCUGGGAGGCGGGAGGCCUGGGUCAGGGAGCCCCUGGCAGAGUGA
Messenger RNA from Carlito syrichta (Philippine tarsier), 503 nucleotides. RefSeq names its product thyrotropin releasing hormone (gene TRH). The transcript has a single exon. Gene Ontology annotation, cellular component: extracellular region. Lineage: Eukaryota; Metazoa; Chordata; Mammalia; Primates; Tarsiidae. Gene Ontology annotation, molecular function: thyrotropin-releasing hormone activity. The annotation marks the transcript as partial. Gene Ontology annotation, biological process: hormone-mediated signaling pathway. The record is from RefSeq and is a predicted model, not a curated record.